This is a messenger RNA of Populus euphratica (Euphrates poplar), 750 nucleotides long. RefSeq lists its product as uncharacterized. Gene Ontology annotation, biological process: meristem maintenance; meristem development. The record is from RefSeq and is a predicted model, not a curated record. The transcript has 3 exons. Lineage: Eukaryota; Viridiplantae; Streptophyta; Magnoliopsida; Malpighiales; Salicaceae. Bases 1 to 750 code for a protein of 249 amino acids.
AUGGUUUCCAAAGAUGGGAUUCACACUGUGAGAAUUGCUAGGUUUCUCAAGCCACUUGUUGAAAGUGUCAACCAAGGUUCCUCACAUUCCAUUUUUGUCUGGAAGUUUCUCCGAAAACAGGCAGAAAUGGCCAUCAGAUGUUCUGUUGGAAGGCUGGAGCAUGCCCCAGAAACAAUGGGAAGAAUGUUGGAUUACUGGUGUCCUGAAACCAAUACUCUUGUUUUCCCAUGGGGCGAGGCAACCAUUACUCUUGAAGAUAUCGUGAAUCUUGUUGGGCUUCCUGUUCUUCGUGAGCAGAUUCGGGUUUUUGCACUACGGUUGUCAAGGUUUGUCUUGCCUUCUCUUCCUGAACAUACCAUUCAAAAGCAUGAUUUUGCAAUUGCCAUCCAUUUAUCUGAAGGGACCAAGAUUGCACUAGCUCCUGCUGUGCUCGCAAGUCUUCGUAAGAACUUAAGAUUGUUGAAAGAACAGGCUGCUGCUGCUGCUUCGGGUUCUAUUACCGUUUCAGGUCCCCUGCAAAUAGUUCAGCUAUGGGCUUUUGAGAGGUUUCCACUUCUGGGACCUCAGUGUCCUAAUCUACUUAAACAUGGUGAGCCGAGGGCUGCUAGAUGGCACAAACUGAAUUCUAAAAUCAGUCUGCCACUAACCAGAUCAGUCCUGAAAGUGCCUGACAAUUUUAAAUGGCUUCCGUAUGCCGAUAAUUUGGACAAGCGGCACCAUUCAUCGUAUUACAGAGAAGAUGAUCUAUGA